AUGAACAUGUAAAGAAAAAGCCAUUCUCCUGAAUUAAGAAAAGAGUUAGCAUUAAAAUUAUUAAGAAAUGAAAAGCAUCCUUUUGUUUCCAAAUAAUCUUAAUCCCCAGAAAUAAAGAUGACCAGAUCUACAGUCUCUUAAAAGCGUAAGCCCCAAGAUCAUCCUGUCAAUUCACCUAUUAUUGAGGAUCUGUUGAGGCAAUGUAAACUAUUAGAGGAAUUAGUUAAGAAGUCAAAGAAGGUAAAAGUUCUUAUGGAUAAGUGUAGAUUAUUGAUGAGAAAGAAACUAAAAUUUAACUUUUACUUCAAUUACUUAAACAAAGAGAAAAUUGUUGUAAAGAGUUAUAAAUGUAAUCACAUAAACUAAUGGAAGAAAGAUAAAUUUUAAUUGAACAUAUCACUCAAUUAGAAAACUAACUCAAUCUAUAAGAAGAAGAAGAAGCAUGUAUGAUAUAUAAUUUAAUUUAUUAGAUUCUUAAGAUGGAUUUUAACAACAUAUGACUAAUUUAAAUGAUUUGAGACACUUUCUAAAUUAAAUUCGUCAUAGUAAUGAAGACAUCCCAGUUUUUGUUGAUGUUGAUAAUUUGACUUAUGAAUAACUUCUCUAACUUGAAGAUACAAUUGGUUACGUAAAUAGAGGUUUGAGUAAAGAAUAAAUAAAAACUAUUCCAAAAAUAAGCUUUGAUUAAUGCAAAACAGAUGAAUAAUUGUAAUAGACAUUUAUAUUAAUUUAAAGAUGCUCUAUAUGUUAAAUUGAAUUUGAGAGUACUGACAAAUGCAGAGCACUUCCUUGUUAACAUAUUUAUCAUUCAAAAUGCAUAAAACUAUGGUUAGGAAAAGAAAAACAUUGUCCAAUAUGUAAAUAGGAACUGGAAAUUAAUAUACCAAUUUAAUAUCAAACAGAAGAAUAAGCAAUGGUAGAACAAUGAAUUAAUAAAUUAUAUAUCUUAUAAUGGAC
This is a messenger RNA of Paramecium primaurelia, 957 nucleotides long. NCBI's taxonomy places the organism in Eukaryota, Ciliophora, Oligohymenophorea, Peniculida, Parameciidae. The record is from the annotation of a GenBank genome assembly.